Messenger RNA from Ostrea edulis (European flat oyster), 12426 nucleotides. RefSeq lists its product as uncharacterized. NCBI's taxonomy places the organism in Eukaryota, Metazoa, Mollusca, Bivalvia, Ostreida, Ostreidae. The coding region runs from base 6574 to 7788 and encodes 404 amino acids. The record is from RefSeq and is a predicted model, not a curated record. The transcript is spliced from 4 exons.
UUGGGGCUUUUCAUAUUUUGGGGUCGUGUUCUUGAGUUAUAAAUGUGAUACAUAUAUUAUAACAAAUAUUAUAUCAUUUUCAUCAUACCUUCCAAUAUUUGCAAGUUACGACUUAAAGUAAAGGAAUUUAUUUCGAGAUCACUGUAGUUCCGUUUGUUUACACUAACAUGUUCCUGUGUGCACAGGAUUUUCAAACCGUAAUGUGGCUGACGAAAAGCUAAACAAAUACUACAAGAAAAAGGGCACAAAUACACAGCAUGUAAUAAGUAAAAAUAGGUCAAGGGAGGAAAAGAACUGUUAUACAGUUUGACUUUUCAAAAGUAAAUAUAAAAACUCAUGUACCAACUGUCAUAUGAUAUUUAGGCAAAGUUAAACACUCGAAUUAUCAACCAACGGCAAAUGAACUGAUGAAAUCUAUUAAAGGUGCUGCAGUCAUGUCAGAAAAAGACAGUCAGUUAAAGUAAUGUCAUAUGUAAAAGGGUUGUUGUGUAAUAUGAAUCCACCUAUGAAAAUAUUGAUGUACUGUUCAUCAUUCCAAAUAGAAAAAUGGUUUAUUGAUUUAAGAACGACUCAUAUAAAUGUCAGUAAUGCUAAACUGCGGCAGUUAUUUAUCUUGGUUAACGAAACAUAAAAAAUGUUGGCCUUAUAUUUAAAUAUAACACGCGAGUCUAUUUUUGGAAACCGGUGUUUUCCUUUAGAUUUCUGUUUCGGCCGUUUCGUCAGCAAAUGCGCUAUAACUCUUUGAAAAGAAUUGGAGAGGUAGUUAUCAAGAAAAGUUAAAAAUGUCUAUUGUUCACACAUUUAAUAACCAACCAUUUUCGUUGGCCCCACCCAGAUACCAAAAGCCCUACCCCUGGGAUCAUCAAAUCUACAAUUUUGGUAAAAGGACUACCUAUACUCUUUCUAAAUAUCCAUUAAGUUUCAAUUUAGUAUUAAUUGCACUAAAGAAGAUGUUAUUUUAGUGUUUUACAUAUAAACACUAUAUACUAAGUUUGGCCCCGACCUGGGGUCAGAACCGCUACCCCGGAUAUAAUGAAAUGUACAAUUUUGGUAGAGGCCUUCCUGCUCCACAUCACUAUGUAUUUAGUUUUUCUUACAUGUGCGAUUCUAAAGAAAAAGAUUUUUGAAAAUUGGUCAAUUUUGGGCAGUUUUUGCCCUACCCCUAGGGGUUCAGGAGUCCUGAAAUUUACUAUUUAAGUCUCCCUUAUCCCAAAGAUGCUUCAUACCAUAUUUGAAAAGAAUUGGAAUGGUCGUUAUCAAAAAGAAUAUGUUCAAUUAAACAAUAAAAUGCUUUUUUGUUGUUUCAUCGGUAGCUAGCAUUGCAGAAAAAAUGCAUAUUUUUAUUUUGCAAUGAUUGCUACCUUCAUCACCCGAUGAAACAACAAGGAAGGGCAUUUUAUUUUUUAUAUUUAUUUAUGUUUUUAUUUAACAAGAGGCCCACAGGCCUUAUCGGUCACCUGAAUACUAGUGAAAAAGUAUCACUACUUCCAUGGGCUAUGAAAUCUAGAAAAAAUUUCCUGUUCUGAACAUCUAAGCUAAAUUCUAAUGUUCAGAAACAGAAAAAAACAAGAUGUGUUCUUAAAACUUCCCUGCCCUCAAAAGUGGAUACACAGAUGAAAGGCUUUAAAUAAUAGUUGUACAAGUGACUCUCGAUGGCUCAAACUUCGAUCUCUCGAAGUUCUCGGUCUCUCGAAGUGAAAUCAUGGUCCCGAUUUUUUCUCCCUACAUAACAAAGCAAAUUUACAGUACUAUAGAUCUCUCGAACGUUCGAUCUCUCGAAGUGAAGUUGGGUCCCGUAAAACACAUUUCAUUGGUUUUCACUCUCGAUCUCUCAAAGUGUAUACCCACCAUUAUCCAAGUGUGUAAUAAUUUCUGCUUGGGCCUUACCUGGAUUUUGUUGAAUGUCAGAGGGGUAAUUAGGUGUUUACAUAGUUGAAACAUUGCCCAUGCUUCUUUAUGGAGGUGAUCGACACACUUGAGUAUAUAAUUGGCUAAUUGGUCAGUUUACACCUUGCACUGGGGUUUUGUGUUGUGAUGAUUAAAAUUAUAUAUCAUCCCACUAUGAAUAAAAUCUAUAAUUUGUUUUGACGUGACAACGAGAGAGUAAGUUUUAUACAUAAUUUAGAGAUCUACAGAUUGUUAAAUUUCUCGAGUUUAUUCUUUGUGUAAAGUUACUCUAAAACAUCAUUUUACUCAUUCAUUAGAAUUUUUGCUUUGGGUUAAAGCGACUUAACAUUGUGCUCUGUUUAGUUUGUGAUAGUAAAGCUUCAUCGGAACUUGGUUUUGUAUGCCUAUCUAAGCAUAAUUAAAGAACAAACAAGAGAUGUUUGUCAAAAUCAAUAGGGGUCAUCUUCUCCUGAAGAUGUACCAGUGUACACGGUUUGAAGCUAACUUUUUAUGUCACCAGUCCAUCCGGACUGAUGGGGUAUAAUUUCAACCAGUCCGCUGAAAAAUUUACCAAUCCAACAGAUUUUUCCAAAAAUAAUUAAACACAUUUCAUUAAUGUUAUUAAAAUGAAAUUUAGCUCAAUAUGUCUUAAACAAUAUUGUAACACUUAAAUGUGGGAUUUAUAAAUUUACAAAUCAGAUUUGUCUGAUAGGUCUACAGAUCGAAGCAUGCCAAAUGUGCAAAUUUCAUAAGUAUAUUUUCCAAAAUAAUGCUUUAGAAAAUUAACUGGUCAGUCUCAUCGGACUUACUAAAACAAAUGUCAGUCAGUCAGCCAGCCACGGACUGACGGGCAUAUGUUAAUUUCGAGCCCUGGUGUACCAAGUUUGAUGUCUGUCAAGCAAAGGGUUCUCAUGAUAUUAAACGGACAGUAUAUUCCUAUGUCCAGUGUGACCCUUGACCUUUGAGAAUGCGACCUCAAAAUCAAUAGGGGUCAUCUUCUCCUGAAGAUGUAUCAAUGUACCAAGUUUGAUGUCUGUCAAGCAAAGGGUUCUCAAGAUAUUGAACAGACAGUAUAUUCCUAUGUCUAGUUUGACCCUUGACUUUGUGACCUCAAAAUAAAUAGGGGUCAUCUUCUUCUGAAGAUGUACUGGUGUACCAAGUUUGAUGUCUGUCAAGCAAAGGGUUCUCAAGAUAUUGAGUGGACAUUAUAUUACUAUGUCCAGAGUAGAUUGACCCUUGACCUUUUGACCUGAAAAACAAGAGGGGUCCUCUUCUACUCAUAACCAACCAAUAUAUGAAAUAUCAUUAUCAUCAAGUGAAUGGUUCCCAAGAUAUUGAGCGGACAACAUGUGGUCUACCGACCGACCGACCGACAGGUGCAAACCAAUUUGCCCCUCUUCUUUGAAGGGGGACAUAAUAAAUACAUGAACUUUGAAAUGUUUUUAUUAAUGCAAAAGAAGGUUUUUAAUUUGGAUAUCAAAUCACAUGACAAAUAUGAAGGAAAACAUGCCAAAACGAUAUCAUAUGAUCUUGUUAGUAAACAUUUCCGGUUACUGUAAAAUCUUAACCAUACCGGCGGACCUUAAAUUUUCGAAUUUCGAUCUCUCGAAGUUUCAUCAAGGUCCCUUGAACUUCGAGUUAUCGAGAGUCACCUGUAUUAACAUUAAAACAUGACUAAUUUGGACUCAUCUUAAAGUCAUAACCCUGGGCUGUGAAAUUCACCAUUUUUGUACAUCCUUUUCUGCUAUUCCUAAGUUUUACACAGUAUCAGCAAACUUGCACAUAAAUACUAUAUACUAAGUUUGGCCCCACCCUGGGGUCAAAACCCUUACUCUGGGGAUCAUCCAUUUAGUUUCAAUUUAGUAUCAAAAGCACCAAAGAAAAUGUUAUUUAAGUGUUUUACACAUAAACAUUAUAUAACAAGUUUGGCCCCGCCCUGCCCUGGGGUCAGAAUCCCUACCCUGGGGAUCAUGAAAUUUACAAUUUUGGUUGAGGCCUUCCUGCUCUACAUCACUAUUGCAUUUACUUUUCCUUACAUGUGUGUGGUUCUUGAGAAGAAGAUUUUUGAAAAUUGGUCAUUUUUGGGCAGUUUUUGCCCUGCCCCUAAGGCCCCAGGGGUGCUGGAGUCCUGAAAUUUACAAUUUAUGUCCCCCUUGUCCCAAUGAUGCUUCAUAGCAAAUUUGAAAAGAAUUGGACUGGUAGUUAUUAAGAGGAAGUUAAAAAUGUUCAAUUGUUAACGCAAGAUGGACGAAAACCAAUUGCAAUAAUGUAAACUAGAAUUAAGAUCUAUAAUAUCAUAAGGUUGACCCAUUUGUUACGUUAAAUGGAACAGCCAAUGCACCCUUUGACCUUGAUGACACUCAAUAUUUGGUAAUGAUUUUGCAGACGAGUGGUACUAGAAAACCGGAUCGAACUAAUUUGCAACAAAUGUGUAUUCAUUGCAUGAUGAAAGCAAUGUCAAUUUCAAAAGAAAUAUCAGAGAAAAGAUUCAGUGAACGUAAUUAUUUGUUAACGCACGGACACAGACGACAACCAAUUGAGUAAACUCAGGUGACCUAAAAAAGUCGGAAAACUGUUUGACCUACUUUAGUCCUAAAGUAGGUCAAGGAUGAACCAAUCCAGCUGAAAUGCAAACUGAGCAUGUAUUUUUCCAAGACGAAACCUGUGACUAAAUUUCAGGGCAAUAUAUGUAUCCAUAUGGAAAAAAAGUCCGGAAAACUGUUUGACCUACUUUUAGUUGAAAUAUAGGUCAUGGACGGAUGGGCCAAUCCAGCUGAAAUGCAAACUGAACUUGUAUUCCUCCGAGAGGAAACUAUUGUAUUCCUCCGAGAGGAAACUAAUAACUAAAUUUCAGGGUAAUAUCUGUAUCCAUAACAAAAACGGUUAGACCUACAAGUACUUAUAGCCCUAAAGUAGGUCAAGGUGCACCAAUCCAGCUGAAAUGCAAACUCAAUCUUACGCCUCUUGAUUUAUGAAAUUUUUGAGGUAAUUCCAUGGUAGGGAGUGUUAGAUAUGCUAUAAAGGCAAAUCUAUAUAAUUUAAUCUAUACGUAUUUGUAAUUAUUUGUUUAUAAAAUAAUUAGUUGUCUAUCACCAAAUCAUUUGCUACAGCGAAUUCAGGCACUCUUUCACCUUCAGCAUUGUGUUGGCCAAUGGCAUGCCCACCGAUCUGUCUGAUUUGCUGCCUAUGUGGCCAUUCCAGUCACCACAUACCAACAGUUCCUCAGUGAAACAUGGGAAAGACCAAAGUAAUGAUUGCUGGACCAAACCUGAACUCUCGUAGAAGAUCAGGAAAACACCCUUGUUCGGUAUGUCUAAGCAGAACAAGAAGAAACUCUAUCUUCUGCACCAACUGCUCUUACUGGGUGGUCCACAAGAACUGUAGUGGAAUUAAAGGUCCACUCAGACCGGACCCACAAUACUCAUGUCCUUGCUGUAUGACAGCAAGACCAAUACACGGUAGGCCAGUAAGCGAGGUUGAGGUUGAUAGAGACACACUUGAUGUGGUUGCUGACUUCUGCUACCUCAGGCAUACAAUGUCUUCUGGUGGAGGGUGUGAGCUUGCAACCAUAUCGUGGUGCAAGUCAGCCUGGAAAAAGGUUCAGAGAACUCCUUCCUAUCCUCACAAACAAGCAACUCCCUGCUACAAUCAGAGGUCAAGUUUACUCCAGCUGUGUGAGGAGUGUUGUGCUCUAUUGUUCAGAAACGUGGGCAACAUCAGCGAGCACCGUCAAACGCCUUCAGCGUAACAGAGCCAUAAUAAGAUGGACCUGCCUGAAGAAGACAUCCACGUUGAGACUCUUCCAUCUAGGCUCAAAAUAAGAGACAUUGCUGAAGUUCUUCAAUAGGGCAGGCUGAGAUGGCUUGGACACGAUGAGCACAGGACAAGCUGGAUCUCGCAGGCUAGAUGCAUUGACAUCACAGCACAGCGGUGUCAAGGCAGACCAAAGCUUUCUUGGGACAAACUCGUGAAGCAUGAUUGUGUAGCCCUUAACAUGGACUCUACCAACCCACUGGAUUACCAUGCGUGGAGAGGAAGACUUCGCUCAAGACAGACAGGCCACACCCUCGACAUAAGGAUUAAUACAUAGCCUGCAUAAUCAAAACCGGUUGAUGAUGAUGAUGAAAAUCAACAUUGUAUUCUUUCACAUUUACUUGUGUUUAUACAACAUCACGUCUUUAUUACUGUAGUUAUACGAUGUCGAACAUGCGUAUGUAUUGUGACGUAAAAUGACGGAUAAGAAAAACAACAAUAUACUGUUACAGUUGUAGUCAGCGGUGGUAUUGAAUGUAGACAUACUAUAUUUGAAAAAUAAAAUAAAUAUGGAACGCAUAUCUCUCUAGUCUAACAUCGGACAAGCUGACGGUGCUGUGUAGGAACUUCACUAUUUUUAGAUCACUUUUGGUCAGUAGUGUGUUUAUAUUGACCAAUGAAAAGAGAGAACCAGGGGCAGUUGAUGCUAGAGUGGGAUUCUGCAGUUGUUACUGGAUAGGAGAGGACGCUUGGUUUAGCAGCUAUAUUUCUUUGCCAUUUUCAUCCCAGCUAUCGAUCGAUCUCUGUUGAUUUGUGUCAAGUGAAGCAAAGUGCAAUGUAAAAAACCGAUUUUGUAUAUAUAUAUCUAUUCUCUGACGGAGCUUGUAUGACUGUGAUCUCGCAUUAGGCUACCGCCAGCUUCAGUAUUACGUAAUGGGACCUAAGCAAGUUUCUCCCUACAAUGCCGAUUUACCAGCCAAUUGGACAGCCGCAUGCUUAAAGCAAACUUUAAAUGCUCGCGGGAUGUCCUUCCCAACCAACGCGCGGAGAUCCGUUCUAAUUCGUUUGUUAUCCAAUGGACCAGAACAGCUAAGCGAUAGUGCGCGAUCCCACAAUGCAACGGUUUCCGACAAUGGCGACCUCCGCUCCCAGGAUGCAACUGUUCACAACAACAACAAUGGCGGCCUUCAGGCUACGAGCGGUGGAUCACAGAACCAGGCCGUGGUAAUUGACUUAGUGUCCAAACUCACUUUAACGGUACAAUCACUACAACAGAACGUAAUCAAUUUGACGACACGAGUGAACAAUUUGUCGUCUAUACGGGAUGGUAGCGGAAAUGUACCAGUUGGUCCUAUGACAGUUUCACUGGGCCCUACAACGUGCUCCUCCAAUGUUCCAUUCCCCACAACGGAUAACUACAACCUAGACACUGCAUUUGCCAGAUUGUCGUCAGCAGCUGCGGGAUCAUCUACGCAAGCCGCUGAAUUUAAGAGGACCCGGUUUGGAUAUUCGGCAGAAUCCCUUCCGAUGGUCAAGACGAUCUCUCCUCUACUGAGACAACAUAUCACUUCAGAUGAAGAAAUUCCGGGCACUUGUGCCAGAAGCAGAUGGGAAUCCCACUCCUUGUCUGCAUCACUCCCAAUUGUUUAUGGACUGAAAGAGGAACUUGUGAAUCUCUGGGAUUCAUCGUUAUGUAGUUCUACGAAAAGAAUAUAUAGCUCGGCCUUGCAGUGUUUUUUGACUUUUGUGUGCAUGAGUGGAGUUAUGGUUCAGUCAAAGUGCUUGCCAGCAGUUAACGAAAGCUUGUUAAUGUAUUUUGUUACACAUUGUAAACAUGUUUUGAAAUUGGGAUAUGAAACAAUUAAGCUGUAUUUAGCGGGCUUAAGAUAUCAUUAUAUAAAAGCUGGUUGGGGGGAUAUUUUGAAGAGCUGUGAUCAGUUUCAUUAUAUUUUACGUGGUGUUAAAAGAGUGCAAAACAAUGUUAAGAGUAAGCGAUUACCUAUCACUGCUAUUUUGAAACAAAUGUGGCAGAUUUUAGACAAUGGGGCUUUUUCUCCUUUUGUAGAUCUUAUGUUGAAAUGUAUGUUUUCAUGUGCCUACUUUGGUUUCUUACGGUGUGGAGAAACAAUAUGCAGAUCAGCAAACUGAUCAUUUUUUACAAGUCCUGGAUGUCAGUUUUGGAGAUGAUUGUUAUGUAUUGAGAAUAAGAACUUCCAAGACUGACCCAUUUUCAAAGGGUGUCAACAUAACUAUCUAUGAAAACAAUGUUUUCAAACCUGUACAUAUCAUGUUUUUAUAUAUGCAAGCUAGAGAAGCACUAGCAAGUUUUCCUCAUUCCCCUUUAUUCAUUGACAAUGAGUUCAAUCAUGUACCCUUCAUAGAGAGAAAUUUUUACAAUAUCUCAGAUCAUUACUAUUGCAAGCUGGUCUGAACGACUCUAAUUAUGCCGGUCACUCAUUCAGAAUAGGAGCUGCAGCUGCGGCUGGUGUUGAAGACCAUGUAAUUAAAGAGCUAGGCAGAUGGUCCUCCGACUGCUAUGUCAGAUAUAUCAGAACAGAUUCAGAUGUUGUUAAGAAAGCUCAGGAAAAAUUAAGCGCAUGUACUUAACAUUGUGUAUUUUCAUAUGUUUAAAUAUUAUAGUAUUCUUCCUUACGACCUGUUUUAUCACAUUUUAUUGUCAUAUCCUUGGGGGCUUCACUCAUUACUUCGUUCAUAUGGCAUUCAUUCCUUGGGAAUUCUAACCCCAAGUCUAUGAUAGGUUCUUUCUCGUUUAUAUAUAUUACUUUGGUAUGUGUGUGUUAAUGAAAUGUCUUGUAUAUAAUGGUAUUACUUAACCUAUAUAGUGUUAGUGGUUGUUUAGGUAUGAUAUACACUGCACUUUAUCUUUGAUGCCCGCUGGGAUCGGCCUCGGGCAGGGUCUUGUCUGCUAUGAUGCCUGCUGGGAGCGGCCCCAGGUAUGUUUCAGUCAACUAUAUACUUGCGGGUAUCGGCCUGCUUGCGUUUCUGUUUAGUCUGCUUUGAUGCUCGCUGGGAUCGGCCCCGGGCAUGGUCCAAUGCUUGUAGGCCUGCUGGGAUCGGCCCCAGGCACACUUUGUCUUUGAUGCUCGCUGGGAUUGGCCCCGGGCAUGGUCCAAUGCUUGUAGGCCUGCUGGGAUCGGCCCCAGGUCAUCUUUGGUGCUCAAAGCCCGCUGGGAUCGGCCCCGGGCUUGAUUUGUUGCCAAGGCCCACUGGGAUCGGCCCUGGGCACACUUUGUAAUUAGCUUUAUACUUAGUUUUCUAAUUAGGUCAGGUUUGAUAGUUAUUUGGUUAGGAUAGUAAUGAGUAGCCCCCAGAACGCCAAACUUCAAUUUAGGUUUCAUGUGUGGUAUUUUAUACAAGAGGUAUUGAUAUGUCCAUGUAUGUAGUUUUUAUAUGUAGGGGUUUUCAUGUGAACCCAAAUAAACUCUAAACUUAAACUCUAAUGGUUGUUUAUAAAUAAAUUACAACAUUUGAACUAGUUCUAAGUCUCAACUACCUGUAUCAUAAAUUAUAAAACUGAAAUACACGUAUAGGGGUAUAAAAAUAGACGAUACAUUGGAUGAAACAAAAACGGUAAUAUUAUGCAGAAUUAGAACUAAUUGAUUUGUGAAUCCUUCCGCCACAAAAUAUAGUCCCUGUCAAACCCUUUCAAAAUUUGAAUUGACACAAAAUUUUUCAACUGGAUAGGGUUCUGCAAUAGAUGUGUAAUAUAUUUGCACCAAUGGGAUCAGUAUUGAACCAGUGAAUACUUAGUUGUAGCAUCCUGCGCAGUUGUACUCAAAAGCUCAGGAGCUAACUUCCUUAAACGGAUUUCUAAUAAUGAUUCUAUUAUUAAAACUAAACCCAAACCGAAAUACGGAAAAAUGGAACCGAACCCGACCCAAACAACAUGACCCGCGGUUUUCGGUUAUUUCGGGUACCCGUUGCAGCCCUAUUAGGGAGGCAUUGUUUAGCUGUAUUACCCUACAUUAGGGAGGCAUUGUUUAGCGGUAUUACCCUACAUUAGGGAGGCAUUGUUUAGCGGUAUUACCCUACAUUAGGAAGGUAGUGUUUAUUGGUAUUACCUUACAUUAGGGAGGCAUUGUUUAGUGGUAUUACCCUACAUUAGGGAGGCAUUGUUUAGUGGUAUUACCCUACAUUAGGGAGGUAUUGUUUAACGGAAUUACCCUACAUUAGGGAGGCAUUGUUUAGCGGUAUUACCCUACAUUAGGAAGGUAGUGUUUAUUGGUAUUACCUUACAUUAGGCCAACGAUAAAAAUUGUUGAGUUUCCGCUAAUGUUCCAGAAAAAAAUAGGGUAGGUAGGUAGGAAAUAAUUUUUUUUUUUUUUUAAAAUUUUAUUUUUUCAAAGUAUGCAAAAACAUUGUAAACUCUUAGCAAGUGUAGUAUAGGAAGGAGGAGAAAAUCUUUGGUUGUACCGGGAAUCGAACCCAGGAACCCUGCAUUACUAGGCAGGGGCUCUAACCACUGAGCUAUCCAGUCCGUAUAGCCCUAAUUACUACAUUCCUCCCUCCUUAAGAUCAAUUAUAAUUUUAUAAUUGUCUUUCAAUAUCAACCCAGGUUCUUUUCGCCCCUGACAGGCCAACCUGCACCACCAGGGGUGGUCAACGGCACCAAAUGUAGUAUGGGAAGGAGAAAAUCUUUGGCUGGACCCCUGCAUUCCUAGUCAGGUGCUCUAACCACUGAGCUAUCCAGGCCGAUAUCCACGGUCCGUAUAGCCCCAAUUACUGCACAAGUUAAAUGUUCUAUUGAAUGUAAAACUGAUACGGUACCAAUUUUGAUGCACCAGAUGCGCAUUUCGACAAAUAAUGUCUCUUCAGUGAUGCUCAACCGAAAUGUUUGAAAUCCGAAAUAACUAUGAAGUUUUAGAGCUAAAUAUAGCCAAAAACAGCAUGCCAAAAAAGUGGAGCCAAAUUCGUCCAAGGAUAAGAGCUAUGCAUGAGGGAGAUAAUCCUUAAUUUUGAAAUGAAUUUCAAAAUUUUAUAACAGCAAUUAAAUAUACAUCCGUAUUUUCAAGCUAGUAACGAAGUACUUAGCUACUGGGCUGUAGAGACCCUCGGGGACUAACAGUCCACCAGCAGAGGCCUCGACCCAGGGGUCAUAAUGUAAAACUUAUACGGUACCAAUUUUGAUGCACCAGAUGCGCAUUUCGACAAAUAAUGUCUCUUCAGUGAUGAUCAACCGAAAUGUUAUACUUUCAAAAUAAAAUUUUGCUUAAAUUGCAUUGCAAGUAAACUUUCAAUCAUAACAUUUCACCCGUUAUUGGCUGAGGAUUAUUUCCAAAUGUUUUAUAAGAAACUAUAUUUUUCAAUGAAACAUAUCUAGCAUAAAACACAAAAGUUAACUCCUCUAUGCCACUAUGCUCUACAAGUACCAGAUAUAUUGUUUCUACAUUUAGAUUGGUUGUCAUAGGUCAGGAAUACUUCUAUUGGAUAUGUUUGACAAGAAAAUAAUGUGAUGGUUUUGAAAAAAUAUAUUAAAUCAUCACCAAAAUAAUAUGUUUUACGGCGUGACCGUGUUUGAGGGCGAAGCAAAAAAGUUUUGGCAUUAUUAUCUAUAUCCAAAACAGGACAAAAACAACCCGAAGUUGGCACGCGGACGGAGCUGUAUCAAAGCAUCCUAAUUUUAGACAUUUGAUCCGCCUAUAUAUUGAACGCGGGAAAUAUAACGCAAUCGAUGUAAACAGUACAUUGUGACGUCAUAUUCAGCGUCGUUAUUUAGCAAAUUUACAAACAUAGCGUUUGAACCACAACAAAAAACAUGGCGUUAAUCGUGGAGUGAUUAUAUACGAUUAGGAAACUAAGAUUUACAUGCUUUUACGGAUUUUAUGUAACAUCUCAGAACGACGUAAACUAGGGUAGACGAGAUUCAAAAUGGAGGAAUACAUGUCCACGCGCUAAUAUUCGAAUCGACGCCAUUGGUACCAAACUUUUCAAGUUCCAUAGGUAUGGUUUAAUUUUUCAUUAUUUUCCUACAUUUUCCUUUUAAACAUGUAUAUACGUGUUACCUAUAGGGAGAGCUCCGCCCUCACGGCCCUUUGGGCCGUGAGAGGGCUUCGCCCUCUAUCAACAUCAUUAACAUAUUUUAAGUUUAUUAAUACAUUUCUGAAUGUAUUUUCACUAUCUAAAUGGAACAAGGGUAGGAAGACAGUCUGGGCAGAUCCCACUUAUCCUAAUGGGAUCCAACUCUCUUCCAGCUAAAACUUUUUACCGGACAUAAAUUUUUAUUUUAAAAACAAUCUGCACAUCUUUUUUUCCUCUCGGCUCUCACCAGCCAUCAACAACUUGGAUGCGCUCACUGCUUUAUUUGCGGCCUUUUUCAUAGUGUUUUCAGUUAGAACUGCAGCAGAAACCAAGGAUGUGCAUACAAAUUUGACAGACUGGACAUUCAUGUCUGUCACUCUGCAUCAUGACCUCCAUAUAAAACUAGGGUCCCCGUGUAUACACAGUAAUGCCCGCUGAAACGAUAGCAUAAGACAGUGCAUGGCUAUAAAUAGCCACCGUCUAAAAACAACAUAGGAGUUGGCAAUUUUAACAAAAGAAAGUCUUCUAUGAAAACAUGACACUUGGCAGAGUCUCUCGACCGUCUGUUAACUUCAAUUGUUAAAUCACUGUUGCGUGAGCACGCAUGGAGGUACUAGCCACUAGGUCAUGCUGUUAGUUAGAAACAUUAUCAAUGUUGUUUAAACGCUUGACCCAAUACCAUGCAGUUUUGUAUAUCAUUAAAGCGUUUGAAUGACUUCAUCUCAAUGUCUAACUAAAACGAAAACC